Molecule: messenger RNA, 5369 nt
Organism: Magnolia sinica
Lineage: Eukaryota; Viridiplantae; Streptophyta; Magnoliopsida; Magnoliales; Magnoliaceae
Exons: 12
Coding region: 528-4568 (1346 amino acids)
Biological process (GO): negative regulation of DNA-templated transcription
Molecular function (GO): acyltransferase activity, transferring groups other than amino-acyl groups; transcription corepressor activity
Source: RefSeq, a predicted model, not a curated record
GUUCUACUCUCACAGAGAGCGAGAGAGAUGAUUCCGCAUUGUUAACAUGCGCACCCUCUACAGAGGGGGACGAGGUGAUUCCUCUUCUUAUCGUGCGCACCCUCUCCAGAGAGAGAGAGAUAGAGAAUUCUUCUUACUGUGCGCAUUUCACUGAGAGAGAGAUCCGGUUGCUUUUCUUAUCUUGCGCGCGCCCGCCAUGCCCUCUGUCAAGAAGAGGAAGAAGAGAGCGAAUGACGGUGACAGAAAGCUUCUGGUUGGAUCGAAAGUCGAGGAUCCAAAGAUCCCAUGCUAAAAGAAGUCUUCAUUGAGGGAAAGAAGUAGAAAUUGGUCAUCAAGACUUUUUAUAGCUAUUCAACCCAUCUUAUGUCAGAACCAACAGAAAGACCAAGCAGAAGAUGAAGAUCAAACAAAGAAUGAGACUCGAUCUAUCCAGUUGGGAACCAAGUAUCUGAUGGAAUUGAAUCUACAAGCACGGACCUUGUGUCCUGAAGCUACUCAUCAAUUGGACUCCUCUAUGAGAAGUUCUCAUGUGUCAGGUUCGACAGUUUGAGGAGGGCCUCAAAGGAUCAUGGCAUUCCGGAGUUGUUAUUGGCUAUGAGAAAUCUAACCGUAUCAUUGAAUACACCAAUCUUCUGACUGAAGAUGGUUCUUCGAAGCUCAUAGAAUCAAUCACUGUAUCACCUAUUGUUGAAGGCCUGAAUGCUCCUGGGAAUGCUAAAUAUUACCGGGGCAAUAUAAGACCGUCUCCACCUGAUUCUAGUAUCCAGGUAUCUGAACUUUGUUACAAACUCUGUGUUGAUGCUUUUGUCGAUGAUGCAUGGUGGGAAGGUCUCAUUUUCGACCGUGAAGAAGGUUCAGAGGAGAGGCUGGUUUUUUUCCCUGACCAAGGUGAUCAACAGAGGAUCAAUGUCAAUCACUUGCGUAUCACCCAAGAUUGGGAUGAGGUUUCGGGAAAUUGGUGUCCUCGUGGGAACUGGUUUUUUCUCGAGCUUCUUGAAAAAAUUGAGCUGGAGGGGUCCCUGCCUGUUUCAGUCAGGCAGAUUUGGUAUGACGUGAGGACUAGUGUUGGUUUUAGUCACGGAAUUUUGGAGUGGACAUGUGGGGAGAGGUCUUUGUGGAGUAAGUUGGUGUUGGAAGCCAUUCAAGAGAACAUAAAUGCUGCCCUUGGGCUAGCGCUUUCUGCGACAGAUUUUGUGGCUGAGGAAGAUUUUGCUGUCCCAAAGAGUAAAAAACGAAGGAAAAUAAAUAAAUCACAAGUUUCUGCAAGUGGAGCGGAUUUGGGUGAUCAAACAGAGGCAAGCAGUCUGCAAAGAUUAGAUGAAUGUAUUCAUCAACAUAAACAAGCAUGCAAGCCUCCUUUGGCUUUUCUUUCGGAAUUUCAUGCUGCUCCUCUUAAGCCUGCUUUGGAUUGUAGAUCAGAGGAUGCUGUUGUUCUUCACAUGGAGGAUCACCUAUCAGAACGCAUCGGAGACUCCUAUCAGGAAAGAGAAAAUGGUAGAAAUUUCCAUCCUGCAGCUAGAGAAGAUGAUACAUCAGAAGCUGUAAAUAGAGGUACUCAUGGGAAAUGCGCUUCUCAAGGAGUGGUUUGUCAGGGAUUGGUUGGUAAUAGAUUAAUUUCAAAACAGAAAAAGGGCCAUCAAACACUAUCAGACUUCCUCCUUGCCUGCCGUAAUGACGCCUUUGGCCUAACACGCUCAAAAGUACGUCUGGAAGCAAAGCAACUUCUUUUAUCUGCAGGUUGGGUGUUUGGGAGUGCCCAAUGCAAUCCCUGCCGUAUGCAUUAUGAUUCACCCAGUGGACAACGUUUUUAUUCUUUUGCAAAAGCUUGUAAAGCAUGGCAAGAAGAAAAGGAAGCUGGAGCUGUUCAAGAUACUAUGAAUGGUCAUGGAGGUGAAAAUAAUCAUAUUCAUGAUGAUGGGGGUGUUGCAGCCGGCAUCAAUUCUUCAUUUUCGGAAAAUAAGGCUCCUAAAGCCUUGAAGACAAAGAGAUCUUGGCAAUGUUGGGGCAGGGAGUUACUUUCUAGAGCCAAAUUCUCUUCUCAAGCAGUGAUAGAUUAUUGUGCACUUCAUUCAGCAGAAAAGAAGCCUGAUCGAAAGAAAGUGAAAGUUUCUGCGUCUGAUAAAGCCUGUGCAUCAUUGAAAGCUAAAUUGCAUCUGUUGGCAUUGGGUUGGAAGAUUGAAUAUAGAGAAUCUGAUAUCUGUAUUAGAAUUCGUUAUAUUUCGCCUAGUGGAAAACGCUAUGAUCAUCUUAUGAAGGCCUGUGUGGAUUCAAUGCAACAAGAUGUGAAUGGCCAGAACUCCAAAAAUGAUGAUGUGACUGUGGCAAAAUUUCUUCCCAAACCAGUCUAUGUUUCACAAGGCCCCCCUCGACGUUCCCCACGAAUAGAGAAGAUGAAACUUAGGGAAGAGCAAUCCAGCUAUGCUCUUGAUUCAUUCAGUGCUAAUCAAGAUUCAAGGAAUAUUGGGAUGCAUCAAGGGGAGGUUCGGGGCUCCAGAAAUGAUCAUGGAAUUGUAGCAAAAGUUAAUCCUGAACAAACAUAUUUUUCACAAGGUCCUCUUCAACGUUCCACGCAGCUAGAAAAGAUAAAGUUUAGAGAAGAGCAAUCUAGCUGUGCUGUUGAUUUAUUCAGUGCUAAUCAAGAUUCAAUGAAUAAUGGGAUGUGCAGAGAUGUAUCCCUACUCUCCAAUGAAAUUAUUCUAAUUCCAGAUGGUGGAUCUAUUUCCAGUGCUGGACGCCUUUUUUCACCAGAAACCCUUGAGGAACAGCAACAUAAAGGUGACUGUUUUCCAUUGUGCAGAGAGAAUCUCAAAAUACGCCUCACCAAACCGAAUGAUCUUCAAGCAGUAAGAAAAAACAGUAAAUGUGGACUAAAGAAGAGGAAACAUGAACAGGUUCGAACUGUCCUGUCUUGGUUGAUAGAUAAUGGGGCAGUGUGUCCGAAACAGAAGGUAUUUUACAUGAAUAAUGAGGACCGCCAUGUUAUGGCGGAAGGCCGGAUAACACUGAAGGGAAUCAGGUGCAAGUGCUGCAAAAAGGUAUAUGGUCUUACCGGUUUCGCAGUUCAUGCCGGUGGAACCAAUGACAAAUCAGCCGCCAAUAUUUUCUUAAAGGAUGGAAAGUCUCUUUUACAAUGCCAAACACAGUUAGUACGUGGUAAGAAGCUUAAGAGCUUGAGACAAGAUCCAUGCGUGCGAAUAAAGAGUGACUACUCUCAUUACAAAAGUGACGACAUAUGCUCUAUUUGUCACUAUGGUGGUAAAUUAAUAUUAUGUGAUCACUGCCCGUCAUCAUUUCAUUUAAGCUGCAUCGGCUUGAAGGGUGUGCCUGAAGGAAGAUGGUCUUGCCCAUCUUGUCAAUGUGGCAUAUGUGGCCAGAGUGAAUUCAAUUCUGACAUAAAACAGUUCACAUCAGAAACAAUUCUUUAUUGUGACCAAUGCGACUGUCAAUAUCAUGUUGGAUGCUUGAGAAAAACAAGACUGGCAAACCUAGGAAGUUGUCCACAAGGAAACUGGUUUUGCAGUAAAAAAUGUUCACAGAUAUUUGUGCAUCUCCAGAAACUUCUAGGGAAAUCAAAUUCAACUGCCGUAGAAGGCUUAUCUUGGACUAUUUUGAGAUCAAGGAGAGGAAAUGAUCCAGAUCUUGAUACAUCCGAUAUUGAGGCCAUGACUGCGCAACAUAGUAAGCUCUAUGUUGCACUUAGCGUGCUGCACGAGUGUUUUGUACCUUUCAUUGAACCCCGUACCGAGAAAGACUUCUUCACAAGUGUUCUGUUCAAUAGAGGGUCGAAGCUAAACCGACUGAAUUUUCGGGGAUUCUAUACCUUACUUUUGGAGAGGGGGGACGAAGUAGUAUCUGUGGCUACAGUAAGAAUCUUUGGUGAAAAGGUUGCAGAAAUUCCACUAAUCGGUACCUGUGUUAAAUACCGGCGACGGGGAAUGUGCCGCCUUCUAAUGACUGAAGUAGAGAAGGUGCUUUCUACUUUAGGGGUGGAGAGGUUACUGGUGCCUGCAGUUCCUGAGCUGCUAGAGACAUGGACAAAUUCCUUUGGGUUUACUAAGAUGACGCGUUCUAACAAAUUAAAUUUAUCAGAGUACAACUUUUUGGAUUUUCAAGAUACUAUCAUGUGCCAGAAACUGUUAGUGAAAUAUACAACAACCAAAACACUGGAAUCAAGAGAAGAUAAAUCCCAAGAUGGGUCGUCCAGCAAAAGCAAUGAAGAAAUGGAUCAUGAAGGAUGCAAUAGCAUUUCUGAAGUAAUCGAGCCAAUAUUACCCUCGGAGGAUGUCCAGGUAUAUCUUUUGCAUGGUGAAGCUGGUACAUGCGAAGAGCUUAGCACGUAUUCUUCUCUGGGCAGUGACUAUUGCCCAGGCCCUGCAGUGCUUAUUCAAGAAGCAGAACAAAUUGAGCAGAGCAAAACGAUGCAACCAGUAUCAAUAGGUGUUGGUGCAAGUGAGGGAAGCAAUAUCUGUGGUUUCAUUGAGAUGGCACCUCCAGUUGUCAAGAACGAGAAAAAGACGACAGCUAUAGGAUUCGAGCCCUAUGUUACAAGGGCAGUGGCAAGAAGAUAGGGAGCCUUUGAAGACUCUCUCAAGUAACAUGACUGGAGUAGACUCAGAGAGAGAGAGAGAGAGAUUGUGUGGAAGAAUUGAAUUGAUUGGGAGCAAUCGAUGAAGCUUGUCCAAAAGAAACUCUAGGAUUCAGUACACUUGAGGUGUAGCAUACUAUAGCUUGUACUAUCCUUGUACUAAUAGAUAUACUAUGCUAGACUCUAUGCAUACUACACUACUGUUGCAGCUGUCCAUAAUCCUGGGCCUAGCAAACUAGGAAUUUUGAAUAGGCGUGGCUCAAAUAGUUCAAAUCCAAGCCUAAGAUCCAACCUGUUGACAGCCGUAUGCACUCUUCACCUGGCUCUGGUACCAUGUUACAUCUUAGUCCUUUCACUUUCUUUAUAGAAAGAGAAGCACAAGGAGAAAAAAGGGUCGCGAUAGUACCGUGUAGUAUACAUAUAGUACAUGAAUAGUGUAUUUUAGUACGAGGAUGGUACAUGCUAGAGUUUGUUAAAUCUCAAGUGUAUGAAGUACUAUUUGUUUCUUGGACAGGAAGCACGGCGGUAUUUUAUGUUAUGGUAGCGUGGCCUCUCUUCAUCUGUUUUUCUAGUUUCCUUCUUGUUGAAUUUAUUACUAGGCAUAAGAAAGCUUUCAUUUGAGCAAACCCAUGGCUUCAUGCAAUCCUUCUGGAUUUGCAUAAGGGUGAUUGAUUUGAGCCAGCAAUCUGUAAGGAUAUGCUUAUUUAAUUUCUAUUGUGACAUCAUUGCAUUGGACCACGAGGCGUGCCAAUUAUAUACAAGUGGGUUAUGAUUUGUUGAUCUA